Molecule: messenger RNA, 4016 nt
Organism: Oxyura jamaicensis (ruddy duck)
Lineage: Eukaryota; Metazoa; Chordata; Aves; Anseriformes; Anatidae
Exons: 2
Coding region: 421-1215 (264 amino acids)
Source: RefSeq, a predicted model, not a curated record
UCCUUGCUGACUGACAGGGACAGGAUGGGCCAUAUAUAUUUCCCCCCUGUAGAUUGAGUGGAUAAGGUGUGUUUGCUUUUGAAUCUGAAAAGUAGUGUCAUCCAAUCUUGAUUUUGAUGUUGAUGCUCAAAGGUGACAUAAAGCUGGAUGCAAGGGAAGAACAUCUUCUUAGUAAGGAAGGAAAAAAAAAAAAAAAAAAAAAAAAAAGCCAACCCUGCACUUCUCAGUGAUUGGGAUUCACUGUGUUGUUGCUGGGUGGAACUGAGUAAUGCUGUUGUUGCUCCUGCUUCUGCACAGUGAUGUUUCUGUUCCAGUUUGUGCUGACUCAUAUUCAAGAAAACACGAGGCACAGACACAAUGCACUGUAACCCUUAUUCUUUCCCCCACUAACCUCGAAAGCUUCUGUAGCUCAUGCAAUAAAUGGCUGAGAAAGCAGAUGUACCAAGAGAUGAAGAGGAGAUGCAAAAUAACAGCGAGGAAGACCCAUUUCCCAUUUGUGGUGUUGUAACAGCAUCCCCUGGUUGCUCUGCCAGUCUGUUUUUGGCCAGCCUUAAUGAAGACAAGGGAAGUUCAGUGGUGCCAGAAAGACUGUCUGUCCUCUCUAGCAAGGCUGUGGCCCAAGCAAAAGCCCUUGCUGGCCCAGAGAUCAGUGGCAGCCAGGCACAGAGCAGGGCCUCUGGGCUGGCCAAGUACCAGCUGACAGCUGCAAAUGCACCAGCAGGGGGCUUGUCGUACCCCUUGGCAGUCUGUAAGCCCAAGCCUGCGGACAUUACUUCACUAUGCUCCGAAAGCCUCUGCUGCAACUGCAACCAGGGUUUGGAGGUACCACAUGCCCCUGAGGUGUCCAAGGUGGCUGGUGAGCCUCCUGAGGCAGUGAAGAACAUUGGGUGCUGCCACAUGCAGGGUGCCAGCAAACAGUAUGCAGGGAACGGCACUAAGGGCAUUGUGGCCCCUUGCAGUCUGGGCCUGGCUAUUUGGAUGAAGACCACAAAAGUAAUGGAGAAUUUAGAAAAUAAGAAAAAGGAAGAAAAGGAGAAGUACAGGCUCCAGCUAGCUAUGUACCGAAGACUUCUACUGUUGCGUUCGAUUAGGAGCUUGCACAAGCAGCUGGAGCAACAGCAGGCCAGGUUGCAGGAAUGUUAUGGCAUGGUAAUAAAUACCAAGAAAGAAGUGUUGAAACGCAUUCGCUCAACCUCGCCCUCACCUUCGCCAUAAUCAUGUUGCUGCAUGUAGAAAUGAGCUUUGUAACGCCACUGGAGCCAUCAGUAAGCUUCCAUGCCAUGAGGUGGUGUCCUCCUAGCCAAGAGUAUGUGCCCACGUGUGUGGAGAACAGAAGCAGCAACAACAGAACAAGAGAAAGGGGAAGGUAAAACAUCAUUGGACCAUGGAUUUUUCUGCAGGAAGCUGGAAUAAGAUUUUAUCUGUGCAAGGUGAUGGCUGAUGCACACUUGAGGUCUCAAGCUGAAACAGGAUAUAAAAAGUAAAUUAAUGUAUUAAAAAAGGGAAAAAAAUGGGAACUGAGUCUGACAUAUGAUCAGUAAAGGUGAUCUGAUGCCAAAGCUGCAGCCCAUUAAAUAUGUGAUAUGGCCUUGGACUUUCAGCAUUAAAGGAACUUCAGAAGAAUUGUUUUUUUCUCUCCUCAAGGAUACCCAAGCCUAGAAAGCCAGGACAUUUGAAGAACUUAAGCUCAGGCUUGAUAUCUACCCAGCUGCCUGCUUUUCACAAAACUGCUAAGGCCAUUUUAUGUUUCUGACCUCUAGCCUCCUAUGAAAUUUAUCUUGAUGAGAAAUUAUUGCAGGAAGGUAGAACAGUCAAAUACAUGUACACAGAAACAGCACAAUUGCCUAAGCCUUAUUUCCUUAGGAAAGCAAGCUAGAAACAAAGGCUUUAUAAUCCAAUGUUACAUUAGAAGCCCAGACUGUCAGUGCCAGGGGAAUGUUCAAGGUCUGCACAAUUAGUAAUCUGAUGUUAACUCCCAUUGGCGCUAGUGUCUGCAAAUCAAGCAUAUUUUGUGCCUUACUGCUGUCAUUUAAUGGAAGUUGAUGACAAUUAGCACUUUUUAUCCAGGUGUAUUAGACACUUGGAAAACCCUAGAGCAGUUGCUCCAAUUGCAAGGUUAGGAUGCCUGCAGGAAAUUUGAUGUCAGUAAGUAACAAACACACGGGGAAAAUUAAAGAAGGAAGAUACAACUUUUUUUUUUGUGUGUGUGUGUUUGUUUGUAUGCAUUAAAAAGGCAAUCUGUGUCCCUAUUAUUGAACAGCAAAUUGAAUAGUUGAAUGUACUGGUUUAGAAUCUGAAGCAAAAAUGUUUUGAGAACAAAAGACAUUGGAAAAACUUCCUUUUCUGGGACUUAAAGUGGUAUGGAAAAUUCUCUUUUUCUUCACAUAUGCAAUUCUGAUGAUGCCACCUUUUCUUUUACCCUGUUGUUUGUUAGAAAUGUUUCGGUAGGUGAGCAAAUUUUUUUUUUUUUUUAAAUCUAUUCCUUACAUGAAAAGGCAAGUCUAUCAUUAGAGAGUCUAUCAUUAUCAUUUUUCUGCGAAUAGUAUGCUAUAUAUGGGAAACUUUUUCUCCCUGUCUUUUAUAUGUGUGCUAAUAGAGGGAGGGUGUGUGUGUGUUUCUGUGCACACAUACCUAUAUAAAGUGGUCAUGAAGGGUUGGCACUUCAUUUCUGGUAGUAGAAGCAGGAAUAAUCUCUCAGUAAUCUCUGCUGUCUAUGAGGAGCUGGUUGAUUAGAUUCACAUGCACAUAUCUGUGAGCAAGGUAUUGAAGUAAUUCAACAAUUGAAGUGCAGCACAACAUUGUCAUUGUUCCAUCUUUAUAUUUCCUUGCACCCAAACUUAUGGAAGCCCUCAGGGUAUGUGCAACAUUAGAUGGGCUUAUUUAUCUCCUUGAGCCCUUGCAUACCCUCUUACACAGCACAAGCCUAGAAUUUUGUAUGCAGAAUUACCAUAGAAACAUAGUUGGCAUCAAGGAGAUAUUUGAAGAAGCAUCCUGUACUGCCUCAUUUGGGGUAUUUAGGUUGCCAGGGACCUUUAGUGGGCUGCAGAAAUGAGAGAUGGGGAUCUAUGUGACUGGGAGACGUUACUCCUGUGUUCUGAACCCACCCAGCUCUCAGCUCAGUCGUGGGAAGGCUGUUCUGUCAGUAAUGCAGGUUUAUCAAAGAACACUUAAAUACUAAAUUCAGCUCAGAAGUAAUUUGUUCUAUCUUAAUAUGCUCUCCAGGAAGGAAAGAUGAUCAUGGCCAAGAGGGAUGUACAAAGAUUUUGUUGAGUUGUUUGUUUUAAAUUCCUGAACUAAAAAUAAAAUAAAAUAAAAUAAAAUCAUUGUUUAAGAGUGAAAGUAAGUGUUAUGUUAAACCAAACACAUGCAGACCACUAUUAGGUUGUGUCUUGGGGAAAGAAGUGUUGGAGAAGAGGCAUAUCUCUGAAAACUACUAAAUUCUGAAAUCAAAUGUCGUAUUGUUCCCAUUAGGAAGAAGACCGAAAGAUGUAUUUUGACAUAAGUUGUGUUUGAAAAAGAAUUAAUAAAUUUUAUUUCUUCUGAAUUAAAUUCAACUUGGCUAAUACUAUCAUGUCAUUGAACUUUCUGUAUGCGAACAAAAGUAAGAUAAAGUAGCCAUUUUACCUCAGUAGCUGCUGUAGUAUUGCCCUAUCCAUUACUAUAUGCUGCUACCUAUACCUGUAAUGCCAAUUGUUUUAAAGGUGACUUGAAAAACAUUGAAAAAUAUUGCUCACACAAAACACAGUGCAGCAAUAGUUGAGUUGUCAACCUGUACAACUGUAAGUGCUUUGUGACAAUCUUUGUUUUGUACAACACCUCUCAUAAGAUUUCUUGAUCCUUAUUAGAAUCAGUAGAUGCUUCUGCACUGUGAAUAUUAAAUGCCAAGAGAUCUGUGCAUGAGCAAUGCCGUCUGAUAGAUGGCAAGAAAAUGAAGCCAAGAUCUGUUCUGUGUAUGCAUGGUCUUUCAUGUAGUGUUUAAUGGAUACGUGCAAAAUAAAUGUUAACUGAUGAAAUAA